This is a messenger RNA of Melanotaenia boesemani (Boeseman's rainbowfish), 1532 nucleotides long. RefSeq lists its product as uncharacterized. Gene Ontology annotation, biological process: DNA integration. Lineage: Eukaryota; Metazoa; Chordata; Actinopteri; Atheriniformes; Melanotaeniidae. Gene Ontology annotation, molecular function: nucleic acid binding. The record is from RefSeq and is a predicted model, not a curated record. The transcript has 5 exons. Bases 30 to 1532 code for a protein of 500 amino acids.
CCCUACGGGGUUUUUGAUUUUUCUGAGACAUGCCUCGUGGAGCAAGGAAAAACGGGCCAGAGACCAAGAUGGCGGACGAAUUAACUGCCUGCGAGGAGGAAAUGGAGGAUGGAGCUUGCAAAAUGGCCGUAGACACUGAGGGUGAAGAUGUCCGGGAACCAACGCUGACAGAUUUGGCUGGAAUAUUGCAGGCUUUUAUGGCGCAACAGGAAUCCCGGGAGGUAAAAUUAAAACAUGAAUUUACACGCCAGGACAAAUGUUUUAAAGCCUUGCAACACCAGUUUCAGCUUUUACAAAUGGAAGUGCAAGCACGCACAUCUUCCUCCCCCGGGCCUAGCUCAGGCAAUCCAGGCCUACAGGAGGACAAUGAGGAGGAUAACCACCAGCAGUCCCAGGCCUCAUCUCUACAGGAGGACCUCAGGGCCAAGACAGGUCAGUUACCAAUCCCUCAUGAACCAAAACUGCAAAAAUUAACCAGUGAUGAUGAUAUUGAGCACUUCCUGGUUACUUUUGAGAGAAUUGCAGCUGCUUGUAGAUGGCCACAAAGAGAUUGGGUCUUCCGCCUCAUACCUCUACUCACCGGUAAGGCAAGAAGUGCCUAUGUUAACAUGGAUGUGGAUGAGUCUCUGGAUUAUGAUGAGGUGAAAGAAGCCAUAUUAAAAAAAUAUGACAUUAACCCAGAGACUUACAGACAAAGGUUCCGGUCCCUACAUGUGCAGCCUGAUGAGAGCCCCAAAGAACUCUACGUGAGGUUGAAAGAGUUGUAUGGGAAAUGGAUUCAGCCAAAAGGUAAAACUGUACAGGAAAUUGGUGAACUGAUAAUUUUGGAACAAUUCCUAAGAAUGCUGUCCCCUGAGCUUCAGGUGUGGAUUAAAGAACACAAUCCUGCCUCUGCAGCUGAAGCUUCCUCACUUGCUGAUGUGUUUGUGGCUGCCAGGCGGAAGGGUCAGCCAUGGAAUAAUACUGCUAUGAAGGAGAAAGAUGCCCGCAGGCCGCCACCACCCCAAUACCACCAGAGGGCGGCAAGUGUUUAUAAGUUGCUCGGCAUCAGGAGUAUGAGGACUACACCAUACCACCCCCAGACGGAUGGGCUUACAGAGCGCUUCAAUCAGACACUCAAACAAAUGCUCCGUAAGUUUGUGGAUGACACUGGGUCUGAUUGGGAUCAGUGGCUGCCUUAUCUGCUUUUUGCUUACAGGGAGGUACCUCAAGCUUCCACUGGGUUCUCUCCUUUUGAGCUUCUCUAUGGUCAUGAGAUGAGAGAGAAGCUACAAAAAAUGAGUGAAUUGGCUCAGAAAUACAUGAAAGAGGCACAGCAGUCACAGAAAGCGUGGUAUGAUCGUUCGGCCAGAGAGAGGAACUUUGAACCAGGCCAACAGGAGUGGGUCCCACGCACGGAGAAAGGGGCGGAAGUGCUGCUCGUCCGGGGUGUGGGGGAGGAGGAAGAGGUGGACCAAUAUCUACCAUCGCUGUCUGCUGCUAACCUGGAUUUGAGCCAUCUCACUGCCGAACAACAGUCUGAGGAUACCUGA